Molecule: messenger RNA, 1244 nt
Organism: Ostreococcus tauri
Lineage: Eukaryota; Viridiplantae; Chlorophyta; Mamiellophyceae; Mamiellales; Bathycoccaceae
Product: unnamed product
Exons: 1
Source: RefSeq, a predicted model, not a curated record
GUGCCGGACGCGCGCGGAGCGCGAACGCGAGACAAGCGUCGUCGACGUAUUACAUAAAUGAGAGAAGCAUCACUCGCGGUAGACGGAAUUACUACUCGCACACGACGUUGGAUACCAUUCCAAAGCCCGAUCGCGUGCACGACUUGACGUCGACGAGCUCGAUGUCGAAGAUCUCCCAUUGCUUGGCGGAGAAGAAGGUGGCGGCGCGCGCGCGCGCGGCGUUGGUGUCGGGAAGCGCGCUCGGGGCGAAUCUCGGGAACUUCGCGUACGGAUUGAGCGAGACGCUGUACGGCGUCGAAGGCUUGCGCAGGGCGGUGGUGUUCGACGCGACGAAUCAGGUGUGGUUGCUCGUCGUCGCGCACGCGGUGUACGCGCACCGGACGGAGACGGAUGUGGGCGGGGACCGAGAGACGCGACGGGCGGCGACGCGGAGGCGCGUCGCGGCGUCGGUGGCGAAACAGGCGCGAAAUCCGUGCCUCGUCGCCGUCGUCGUGGCGUUCGCGUACAGAGUGAUGGUGGGACACGCGAAUGGGUUUCCGCCGGCGAUCGAUGAGUUCUUGGCGUUUCUGGGGGGGGCGAAUAAGACGUUCGCCAUGCUCGCGCUCGGGAUUUUGUUCGAGCCGAAAAUCGCGAGCGCGGAUCUGUGUGCGCUCGGAAGCGCGCUGGCGCGCAGGUACGGGACGUCCAUGAUGUGCGCGGGGGUGACGUUGGCGUGCAUCGGGCCGAUGCUCGGGGAGUUGGGUUCGGCGGUGACGGUUACGUGCAUGCUGUCGCCGAUCGCUCUGCUCACCGUGGCGUACGCGAUGGAGUUCUCGCUGGACGUCACCUUUGCGGCGGCGUUGGUGAAUUACUCGAAUUUGAUCUCGUUGGUGCUGAUUUUCGCCAUCUCGCGCGUCUCGUUCGCCGAUCCCGUGGCGUUGGCUCCCGCGCUCCUCGCGUGCGGCGCGGCGACGUUUGGAGCGGGCGCGCUUCUCGAUCGCGUCGAGGAUCGCGCCGAGCGCGCGCGGGGCGACUGCGUCGUCACCACCGCGUUGGAUCGUUCGAUAUGCGUGAGCGCGCCGGUCGUCGCGCGUCGGCGUCGCGUCGCGGGUGUGCACGUCGUCUCGCGUUCGAGUCGUUUCGCGUCUCGCGUCCACGUCGUCGCCAAUCGAGCGCCACGGCGAGCGCAGAGGGGAGCGGUGACGUCUCUGUACCGAUGCGCGUCAUCAUCCAGGGCGCUCGCUGCGUCGUUUCGAAUAGCCUAA